Molecule: messenger RNA, 6356 nt
Organism: Nerophis ophidion (straightnose pipefish)
Lineage: Eukaryota; Metazoa; Chordata; Actinopteri; Syngnathiformes; Syngnathidae
Gene: snta1
Product: syntrophin, alpha 1
Exons: 8
Coding region: 109-1578 (489 amino acids)
Cellular component (GO): dystrophin-associated glycoprotein complex; neuromuscular junction; sarcolemma
Molecular function (GO): structural molecule activity; protein binding
Source: RefSeq, a predicted model, not a curated record
CUGGGCGUGUGUGUGUGUGUGUGUGUGUGUGUGUGUGUGCCUCUACCCCAGCCCUCAUAUCUCCUCUCUGGACAGCCAGCCCUGUUCUAGAGUUAUUCCAGGAAUGCGAUGAUGAACAUGGCUGCCGCGAUUAAGGCGCAGAAAACGGGACUGCUUGAGUUCCGAGUGACCGUGGACCGCUGGAUCCGGGCGUUGGCCACGCUCACCGAGGACACGUUGACGGUCAACCCCGGGGAAGGCGCCGAGGAGCCGGAGAAGCCGAAGCCGAACCCCCCGGGGGCUCUCAACGGAGACCCCCCGAACCUUAGCCCGAGCACCGUGCCGGAGACCAUCACCAACGUCAAGCGCACGGUGAGAGUCACCAAGCAAGAUGUCGGAGGACUCGGGAUUAGUAUCAAAGGUGGAAAGGAGAACAAGAUGCCCAUUCUCAUCUCCAAGAUUUUUAAAGGCCUGGCCGCCGACCAGACGGAGGCUCUUUAUGUGGGUGACGCCAUUUUGUCCGUCAACGGUUACGACUUACGGGAGGCUACGCACGAUGAGGCCGUGCAGGCCCUGAAGAAAACCGGCAAGGAAGUCAUCCUUGAAGUCAAGUACAUCAAGGAAAUGUCAGCCUUCUUCAAGAGCUCGGGGUCCCCUGGUGCAGCUCUCCCGUGGGACUCGCCUCCGCUUACUCAGAAGGGUUCGGAGCCGUCCGCUGCAGAGGCCAAGGAGCCCCGGAGCAUCUCGCUGAAAAUGUGCCAGGUGUCCCGCAAGCAAUGCCCACCCGACACAGAAAACAGGUAUUUCGAGGUGAUUUCACCCAAUAGGAAGAACUCAGUGUUCCUGCGGGCCAAAGACCCAGCCAUGGCCCAGUCUUGGUACAACGCCAUCCAGGCUUGUCGUGCCAACCUUUUACCACGUGUCAAGGAGGAGAUGAAGAGCUUGCAGCCUGGUAUGGAGGUCAAACACCUGGGCUGGAUUAUAGAACAGGUGGUCCAAGGUCCCGAGAGGCCGGUCCUCGCUGUGCUGACCGACCGAGAGCUGCUCCUGUACCCUUCCAUGCCCGAAGGCAAAGACGCCAUCAGCAGUCCCACCAAGAGCCACCCUCUCAUCACUACCCGACUGGUCCACUCCGGCCCAGGAAAAACCUCUCCGCUCCUGGACUCGGAGCUGUCCUUCGGCUUGCGCUCGGGCACCAAGCAGGGCGUGGAGGCCCACGUGUUCCGGGUGGACUCCGCCAAGGAGCUGUCCACUUGGACUCACCUUCUGGUCGACGGCUGCCACAAUGCUGCCGAGCUCAUCAAGGAGGUCACAGCAGCCUGCAGCUGGAAUGGACAAGAGUGCACCCUGGGAGUGCACAUCGACGAGGGCUUCACGCUAUUCACCGAAGAGAUGGGUGUCAAGAAAAACGUCCUGCUUCAGCAUCCCUUCGAACGCCUUCGAAUGUCAUCGGACGACGGCGUCCGCAUGAUGUUCCUCGACUUUGGAGGGCCCGAAGCUGAAAUUCAACUGGAUCUCCAUUCUUGCCCCAAGACCAUGGUGUUCAUCAUCCACUCUUUUCUCUCUGCUAAAGUCAAACGACUUGGCCUGCUGGCAUGAUGACGUUCAGAACUGUUAGCGGUAGGAAUAUCACACACACACACACACACACACACACACGCACACAAAAAAACAACAACAAUGAUGCGGCUCCUUUUUGUGGAAGAGCGACGGACACUUUUUGCGUUGAGGUAAAAAUGUUUCACAGCGACGAAGCAGCAAAUGAAUUUACGAUAAAUGUACGAUUUUAGUAGCAUUUUGGUCCAUUUUCUUCUUUCUGUCAGCACCCCGUCAUGAAUGACUUGCCUUAUCUGCAGCGUAGGUGAUGUUGCACAUUUCAAAGAAGGUGACCGAUCACUGUGUGAUCUAAAAAGUACACAAGCAUUUUGUUCAUGUUUUAGUUGCCUUCACACAUUUGGAAAGGUUUAAAAGACUGACACAAACGGCCUGAAAGUGGAUGGAAUAUUUAUAAUUGAUAAAGGUACGUCUCUUUUUCUUUCCUUUUUUUUUUUUCUCUCAAAUCCAUCCACUCUCAACUGAUCACAUUCAUUACAAAUUAUUUCCGUUCAUUCAAUCAUCACAAAGUGCUUUAAGUAUUCAGUAAGUUCAUUUAAACGUCAUAUUUUUUGUGUCAUGUCUCGGUGAUCCUGUUUUGUUUAGUUCUGUUAGUUUACUUCAAGACUCCAUGAGUUCCUGUUUUAUCCACUCCAUUCUUUUGUUUCCAUGCCAACCCAUUAGUUUUCACCUGUCCCCAAGUCACGCACCUGUUUUCACUAAUUAUGUAACUAUUAUUUAAACCGAAUGUUGCCAGGAAGUCAGCCUGGCGACUUUACCUCUGAUACUGCCCAUAGUUAUGCUUCUUGCCUUGCCACGUAAGGUUUUGUACUUCCGCUUUGUGCGCGCCUUUUUCCCCUUUUUUUAAUAGCCAUCAAUAAAUAUGUCCUUACCUUCACGCCUUGCCCGCGCCAACCUUCCUUUGCCUUCCGGGAAAACAAACCCCAAAGUCCACGUUUUGACAGAAGGCAAAGGAAAGUUGGCGCGGGCAAGACAUGAUGGUAAGGACAUAUUUAUUGAUGGCUAUAAAAAAAAAGGAAUAAAAGGCGCGCACAAAGCGGAAGUACAAAAAUUUGGUGUGAACGGCUUCCUGCCGUCAUCGUGCGGGUUGCAUGGACCAUCAAGAGAGGACAUUGCUUUUGCAGGUUUGACUCUUGUUUAUUUUUCCAAUAAGCUUUGUCUUUUUGGUCGGAUCGCUAUUCAGCGGCUCCUCCUUCCUGCUCGCUCCUCUCUUGCCCGCGCCAACUUUCCUUUGCCUUCCGGGAAAACAAACCCCAAAGUCCACGUUUUGACAGAAGGCAAAGGAAAGGUAAGGACAUAUUUAUUGAUGGCUAUAAAAAAUGGAAUAAAAGGCGCGCACAAGGCGGAAGUACAAACACUUGGUGUGAACGGCUUCCUGCCGUCAUCGUGCGGGUUGCAUGGACCAUCAAGGGAGGACAUUGCUUUUGCAGGUUUGACUCCUGUUUAUUUUUCAAAUAAGCUUUGUCUUUUUGGUCGGAUCGCUAUUCAGCGGCUCCUCCUUCCUGCUCGCUCCUCUCUUGCCUGCGCCAACUUUCCUCUGCCUUCCGCGAAAACAACCCCCAAAGUCCACGUUUUGACAGAAGGCAAAGGAAAGGUAAGGACAUAUUUAUUGAUGGCUAUAAAAAAAAAAGGAACAAAAGGCGCGCACAAGGUGGAAGUACAAAAACUUGGUGUGGACGGCUUCCUGCCGUCAUCGUGCGGGUUGCAUGGACCAUCAAGGGAGGACAUUGCUUUUGCAGGUUUGACUCCUGUUUAUUUUUCAAAUAAGCUUUGUGUUUUUGGUCGGAUCGCUAUUCAGCGGCUCCUCCUUCCUGCUCGCUCCUCUCUUGCCCGCGCCAACUUUCCUUUCUCUUCCGGGAAAACAAACGCCAAAGUCCACGUUUUGACAGAAGGCAAAGGAAAGGUAAAGACAUAUUUAUUGAUGGCUAUUAAAAAAAAGGAAUAAAAGGCGUGGACAAGGCGGAAAUACAAAAACUUGGCGUGGACUGCUUCCUGCCGUCAUGGUGCGGGUUGCAUGGACCAUCAAAGGAGGACAUUGCUUUUGCAGGUUUGACUCCUGUUUAUUUUUCAAAUAAGCUUUGUCUUUUUGGUCGGAUCGCUAUUCGGCGGCUCCUCCUUCCUGCUCGUUCCUCUCUUGCCCGCGCCAACUUUCCUUUGCCUUCCGGGAAAACAAACCCCAAAGUCCACGUUUUGACAGAAGGCAAAGGAAAGGUAAGGACAUAUUUGUUGAUGGCUAUAAAAAAAAAGGAACAAAAGGCGCGCACAAGGCGGAAGUACAAAAACUUGGUGUGGACGGCUUCCUGCCGUCAUCGUGGGGGUUGCAUGGACCAUCAAGGGAGAACUUUGCUUUUGCAGGUUUGACUCCUGUUUAUUUUUCAAAUAAGCUUUGUCUUUUUGGUCGGAUCGCUAUUCAGCGGCUCCUCCUUCCUGCUCGCUCCUCUCUUGCCCGCGCCAACUUUCCUUUGCCUUCCGGGAAAACAAACCCCAAAGUCCACGUUUUGACAGAAGGCAAAGGAAAGGUAAGGACAUAUUUAUUGAUGGCUAUAAAAAAAAAGGAACAAAAGGCGCGCACAAGGCGGAAGUACAAAAACUUGGUGUGAACGGCUUCCUGCCGUCAUCGUGCGGGUUGCAUGGACCAUCAAGGGAGGACAUUGCUUUUGCAGGUUUGACUCCUGUUUAUUUUUCAAAUAAGCUUUGUCUUUUUGGUCGGAUCGCUAUUCAGCGGCUCCUCCUUCCUGCUCACUCCUCUCUUGCCCGCGCCAACUUUCCUUUGCCUUCCGGGGAAACAAACCCCAAAGUCCACGUUUUGACAGAAGGCAAAGGAAAGGUAAGGACAUAUUUAUUGAUGGCUAUAAAAAAAAAAGGAAUAAAAGGCGCGCACAAGGCGGAAGUAAAAAAACUUGGUGUGGACGGCUUCCUGCCGUCAUCGUGCGGGUUGCAUGGACCAUCAAGGGAGGACAUUGCUUUUGCAAGUUUGACUCCUGUUUAUUUUUCAAAUAAGCUUCGUCUUUUUGGUCGGAUCGCUAUUCAGUGGCUCCUCCUUCCUGCUCGCUCCUCUCUUGCCUGCGCCAACUUUCCUUUGCCUUCUGGGAAAACAAACCCCAAAGUCCACGUUUUGACAGAAGGCAAAGGAAAGUUAAGGACAUAUUUAUUGAUGGCUAUAAAAAAAAAGGAACAAAAGGCGCGCACAAGGCGGAAGUACAAAAACUUGGUAUGGACUGCUUCCUGCCGUCAUCGUGCGGGUUGCAUGGACCAUCAAGGGAGGACAUUGCUUUUGCAGGUUUGACUCCUGUUUAUUUUUCCAAUAAGCUUUGUCUUUUUGGUCGGAUCGCUAUUCAGCGGUUCCUCCUUCCUGCUCGCUCCUCUCUUGCCCGUGCCAACUUUCCUUUGCCUUCCGGGAAAACAAACCCCAAAGUCCACGUUUUGACAGAAGGCAAAGAUAAGGUAAGGACAUAUUUAUUGAUGGCUAUAAAAAAAAGGCGCGCACAAGGCGGAAGUACAAAAACUUGGUGUGAACGGCUUCCUGCCGUCAUCGUGCGGGUUGCAUGGACCAUCAAGGGAGGACAUUGCUUUUGCAGGUUUGACUCUUAUUUAUUUUUCCAAAAAGCUUUGUCUUUUUGGUCGGAUCGCUAUUCAGCGGCUCCUCCUUCCUGCUCGCUCCUCUCUUGCCCGCGCCAACUUUUCUUUGCCUUCCGGGAAAACAAACCCCAAAGUCCACGUUUUGACAGAAGGCAAAGGAAAGGUAAGGACAUAUUUAUUGAUGGCUAUAAAAAAAAAGGAAUAAAAGGCGCGCACAAGGCGGAAGUACAAAAACUUGGUGUGGACGGCUUCCUGCCGUCAUCGUGCGGGUUGCAUGGACCAUCAAGGGAGGACAUUGCUUUUGCAGGUUUGACUCUUGUUUAUUUUUCCAAAAAGCUUUGUCUUUUUGGUCGGAUCGCUAUUCAGCUGCUCCUUCUUCCUCUCGCCUUCAGUCUGCCGUGUCUUCGUCGCUGUGUUUGGAUCGCUUUCAGUCGUUCUCUCUCGUCUGGUUCUUCUACUCCUUCUGCCUCGAUCGCUCCUCCUUCUCCCCUUUUAUACAGCAGGAGGAGAUGCAUUAAUUGUGUGCGAUCUACGCACCUGAAUUUGAUUCCAGCACACCCCGCCUCUCCGCUCCACCGCAUCUUCCUCCUCCUGGCCGCCAUCAUGAGUAGGACUAUGGCUUGUCCUGCCCCGCCGUCGGCCCGUCGGCUCCGCCUCUCCACACUUGGCUAAUAAACAAAAACUUGCACAAAGCCAGAAACUAUGAACAUGAAACAAAACUCGAUAACUGUGACCUGAAGAAACAAAAAGUAUGAAGCAUAACUAUGGGCAGUUUUAGAGGUAAAGUUGCCAGGCUGACUUCCUGGCAACUUUAGGUUUAAAUAAUAGUUACAUGUUUAGUGAAAACAGGUGCGUGACUUGGGGACAGGUGAAAACUAAUGGGUUGUUGGCAUGGAAACAAAACAAUGGAGUGAAAAAACAGGAACUAAUGGAGUCUUGAAGUAAACUAACACAACUAAACAAAACUUGAUCCCCAAGACAUGACAUUUUGUCGUAAUUAAAACCUUCUCAUUGCUCUUAAGGAACAUUGUCAAUAUAUAAUAAUAUGUCGCUAUGUAUUUACUCCUCAACACACACUCUCUCAACAUUAAAACAUAAAUAUAUAUAUAUUCUUAUUUAAACAAAGGCGUGCCUUCUUUAGGAUUGUUUGUACAUAACAUGUAAUAAACUUUUGUCAAAUUUUA